UUCUCGACACACACUCCGAAGCCUCGGCACAGUACGUCCCGUCACUACUUAUUUGACUUUUAAUCAAACAACAAUGUCUUCAGUUGAGAAUUUGAAAGAAUAUGUUAACAAGCGGCUAACUGCUGCUGCUGAAGAAAUAUUCGGUGUUUUUAUAAAAACUAUCGUCGAGUACGAGGAAGAGAUCGACCGUCAGCGCAGACUGUUGGAUGUCGUUGGGAAACCUGGAGUAAAUAUACACAGGACAGAGCUCCCACAGCAGCGUGUCUGUGAAGAGGAGGAGCUUCCUGCUGACCAGCAGCUCUGGGAUCAGGAGAGGAAUUCCAGUCUGGACCAAGAGGACCCAGAGCCUCCACAGAUUAAAGAGGAACCGGAGGAACUCAUCACCAGUCAGGAGGGAGAGCAGCUUGUAGUGAAACAGGACACUGGUACCUUUAUGUUCUCUCCUACUUAUGCGGAAAGUGGCCACUGUGAAGAUGGGACUCUGUAUUUUAAUCCUGAUAAAGGUCAGAGUGCAGCAGACAAAGAGCUUCCAGAUAGCAUGUGUAUCAGUGGGCUGAAAGAAGAAUCUGACUGUGAAACUACUGAAGUAUCAGAAGCAAACAGUGACCACCAGCUCCUCUCUCCUCUCUCAGAUGUAGCUGGAGAGCCGGGAUCAAGUAGAAAUGAAGAGCCAAAGCAACAUGGUGGCGUAUGUAACUCUACUAUGGCAACAGUUGACUGUAAUAAUCUCGCAGACAAAAAGUCUUUCAAAUGUGACACGUGUGAGAAGGAAUUUAGGUACAAGUCACAUUUGCAGAGACACCUGAUAAUACACACAGGGGAGAAACCGUAUUCGUGUGAAACAUGUGGUAAAGAUUUCAGAUCUAGCAGUCACUUGAUAGGUCACAUGAAAACGCACACAGGUGAAGGUGAAAAGCCAUGCCUUUGCAACACCUGUGGAAAAAGAUUCAGUGAUGAUUUAGCAUUGAAAAGGCAUAUGGCUACCCACACGGACGAGAAGUUAUACCCUUGCCAAAUAUGUGGGAAAGCUUUCAGACUUUCUAGUCGCUUGCUAGGUCACAUGAGAACCCACUCAGGUGAGAAGCCAUAUGUUUGCAACACCUGUGGGAAAAGAUUCUCUUGGAGGUCAGAUUUGACAACCCAUACAAGAAUCCAUUCAGGUGAGAAGCCAUAUUCGUGCAAAACAUGUGGAGAAGAUUUCCGACUCAAAAGUGACUUGGUGGUCCACAUGGGGAUUCACACGGGGGAGAAGCCGUAUUCCUGCACAAUUUGUGGGAAAGGUUUCAACUGGACUAGUUCCUUAAGACUACACAUGAGAACGCACACAGGGGAGAAGCCGUAUGUCUGCAAAACCUGCGGGAAAGGGUUUAGUGACAUUUCAUCGAUGAAAAAGCAUGAAAGAAUCCACACUGGUGAGAAGCCGUAUUCUUGCGAAACAUGUGGAAAAGACUUUGGACGUCAUAGUGGCUUGUUGGUCCACAUGAGAAGAGCCCACACAGGUGAGAAGCCGUACCUUUGCACAAUCUGCGGGAACAGUUACUUUGAUGCAUCUGAUUUGGCAAAGCACAUUAAAUCACAUCGAGGCAAGUAGCCUUCUAUUUGUAAAAUGUGUGAAUAGGCCUGUUACGAUAACACAUUUUUUAGGACAAUAUAUUUUUCCCAGAAGCUAUCACAAUAAACAAUAGUAUUGUUGUAUCAAUGUUGUUUUAGUUUUAGAACAGAAUUAGAACAUAAUAAGUACAUCCCACAAAAAUGAUUUUUUCAAUCCCGAUAAUAUUAAACAUUGAAUUGUGGAAAAGAAAUACUAAAAUAUCCUAGAUAAACAAAACCUAAAUAAAUAAACUACAACCAAAACAAAAAUAAUUGACAUUCAGGCUAUGUUAAUAAAACAUGGCAAUGAGAUAAUCAUGUUUUAUAUUAUUUUAUUAUUAAAAUAACAAACAGCUGGAAUGGCUGCUUGGGAAAUAUAGUUGGGGGUUUUUCUGCAAUUUGUACUGUCUGUCAAACAUUUGCAGCAUUACUUUAAAUACAACACUAAAAGUCACACAUGUAAACAACAAUAUAUUGAGUCCAGGAAAAAAAACUAUUGUGUCCAUUUUUAUAUAUUGGACAAUAAGUUGAUACAGUCAUUAUGGUGACAGGCCUAUGUGUGAGACGGUUCAGUUCUCGCGGUGCAUGGUCAAAACACAAGAACCUACAGAAGUGAGGAGUAGCAUAUCUACAGCCCUUGAAGGAAAAGUUUUACCAAAAACAAGUACUUGAAAACAUGUCUGAGAAUCAAUAUACAUAGCUGGAAAUCCUGGUUAAUGAAUAAAUACACUUUGCAAAGUUCCUCAUCGAGAGUACGUCACAAUAUAUUGACGUAGCACGCUGUCAUCAAUGCCAACAAGUUUGUUAAACUAACCUUGUUUUCUUCCUUCAUAUUACUGCAGUAGUCAUGUUUUGUUGGCAACAGUGUGCCUUAAAACGACCAGAAUCUCCAAAGUCUUUGUUGCACAGUGAGUUCAUUGUUCUGUAAAAUGUUAGAUGGGAUUUUUUGUUUGUCUUUGGAUAUACCCACCUUAGUUAUUUGAGUGGAUUGUGAACUCUCUGAUCUUUAAUGAUCUUUAAAUUGGCUUUGUUAAUUCUGUUAAGAAAAACUCCAAGGUAAUCAUAUUGAUCGCUACUGUAAUAACUUUUUUUAAUAUAUAUGUAUGGUUUUAAUUGAAAUGGCUAUGAAUUCUUUUUUAUUUCUAUUUGAUUUGACUUGUGUCUGCCUUUAUUGUAUGUAUCUCUGUGCCACUGUAAAAGACUGUUCUGUCUCAGUGUGUUUUCUGAGGUUUAAAAUUAAUAAAAUUAAUCAAAUGUGAAGAAAUUAA
Centropristis striata (black sea bass) is the source of this 2858-nucleotide messenger RNA. RefSeq names its product zinc finger protein OZF-like. The coding region runs from base 74 to 1591 and encodes 505 amino acids. NCBI's taxonomy places the organism in Eukaryota, Metazoa, Chordata, Actinopteri, Perciformes, Serranidae. The record is from RefSeq and is a predicted model, not a curated record. The transcript is spliced from 2 exons.